Podarcis lilfordi (Lilford's wall lizard) is the source of this 204-nucleotide messenger RNA. The record is from the annotation of a GenBank genome assembly. Lineage: Eukaryota; Metazoa; Chordata; Lepidosauria; Squamata; Lacertidae.
AUGCGGGGCUCUCGCGUUGUCCGUGUCAGCGACGUUUUUUCGCGUCAGGGUGCGUUUCCUUUAAAGGAGACGCGCACGCGUUUUGGGGGGAACGUGUGGAGCCGCGUCCACGAGUUCCGCAGGGCGGGGUGGACCAACAGCAUCUGCUACGUCGACGUGUGGAAGAAGCUGGAAGAAGACCCUCCCCAAAGUUUCUGUUGCUAA